This is a messenger RNA of Balaenoptera acutorostrata (minke whale), 1428 nucleotides long. RefSeq names its product transcription factor AP-2 epsilon (gene TFAP2E). Gene Ontology annotation, molecular function: DNA-binding transcription factor activity, RNA polymerase II-specific; RNA polymerase II transcription regulatory region sequence-specific DNA binding. The transcript is spliced from 7 exons. Gene Ontology annotation, cellular component: nucleus. The coding region runs from base 1 to 1326 and encodes 441 amino acids. Lineage: Eukaryota; Metazoa; Chordata; Mammalia; Artiodactyla; Balaenopteridae. The record is from RefSeq and is a predicted model, not a curated record. Gene Ontology annotation, biological process: anatomical structure development; regulation of cell population proliferation; regulation of transcription by RNA polymerase II.
AUGCUGGUGCACACUUACUCCGCCAUGGAGCGCCCCGACGGGCUGGGCCCAGCGGCUAGCGGGGCCCACCUGUCGUCGCUGCCCCAGGCGGCCUACGGGCCGGCGCCGCAGCUCUGCCACACGCCGACCGCCACUGCCGCUGACUUCCAGCCACCCUACUUCCCGCCGCCCUACCCGCAGCCGCCACUGCCCUACGGCCAGGCGUCCGACGCCGCUGCCGCCUUUCCCCACCUGGCCGGGGACCCGUACGGUGGCCUGGCGCCCCUGGCACAGCCGCAGCCUCCGCAGGCUGCCUGGGCCGCGCCCCGCGCCGCCGCCCGCGCCCACGACGAGCCGCCCGGCCUGCUGGCGCCGCCCGCCCGCGCCCUGGGCCUCGACCCGCGCCGCGACUACGCCGCCGCUGUGCCGCGGCUCCUGCACGGCCUGGCCGACGGCGCGCACGGCCUGGCCGACGCGCCCCUCGGCCUUCCCGGGCUGGCGGUGCCGCCGGGCCUGGAGGACCUGCAGGCCAUGGACGAGCCGGGAAUGAGCCUCCUGGACCAGUCCGUGAUCAAGAAAGUCCCCAUCCCCUCCAAAGCCAGCAGCCUUUCGGCCCUCUCAUUGGCCAAAGACAGCUUGGUUGGCGGCAUCACGAACCCCAGUGAGGUCUUCUGCUCCGUGCCAGGCCGGCUCUCUCUGCUCAGCUCGACGUCCAAGUACAAGGUGACAGUGGGGGAGGUCCAGCGGCGACUCUCACCUCCCGAGUGCCUCAAUGCCUCUCUCCUGGGUGGUGUCCUUCGCAGGGCCAAGUCCAAGAAUGGGGGCCGGUGCCUACGGGAACGGCUGGAGAAGAUUGGGCUCAACUUGCCAGCUGGUCGUCGCAAGGCCGCCAAUGUGACACUGCUGACUUCACUAGUAGAGGGAGAGGCCGUACACCUCGCCCGAGACUUUGGCUACGUCUGUGAGACCGAGUUCCCAGCCAAGGCAGCUGCCGAGUACCUGUGCCGCCAGCAUGCUGACCCUGGGGAACUGCACAGCCGCAAGAGCAUGCUGCUGGCCGCCAAGCAGAUCUGCAAGGAGUUUGCAGACUUGAUGGCACAGGACCGUUCACCACUGGGGACCACCCGCCCAGCACUCAUCCUGGAGCCCGGAGUGCAGAGCUGCCUGACACACUUCAGCCUCAUCACCCAUGGCUUCGGCGGGCCUGCCAUCUGUGCUGCCCUCACUGCCUUCCAGAACUACUUGCUGGAGUCACUCAAGGGGCUGGACAAGAUGUUUCUAAGCAGUGCAGGCAGUGGGCAUGGUGACACCAAGGCUUCGGAGAAGGAAGCCAAACAUCGGAAGUAACUGCUUCCCCCACCCCAUCCCUCAGGGGCUCCCAAGGUCUGAAAUGAGGUCUGUGCUCCUGGGGGUGGGCCUGACAGGAUUAAAAAGUGGGGUUGGAGUCAG